Messenger RNA from Brassica napus (rape), 1190 nucleotides. RefSeq lists its product as uncharacterized. The transcript has 2 exons. The record is from RefSeq and is a predicted model, not a curated record. Gene Ontology annotation, molecular function: A2-type glycerophospholipase activity. Gene Ontology annotation, biological process: arachidonate secretion; phospholipid metabolic process. The coding region runs from base 235 to 939 and encodes 234 amino acids. Lineage: Eukaryota; Viridiplantae; Streptophyta; Magnoliopsida; Brassicales; Brassicaceae.
AACUUGUGAACUGCAUACUUCAUACUUUAACAUCGGCUGAGAUAAGGUUUCCUGUGUGGAAGUUUCUCUUUUUAUCAACACUAGAAAGGUCGGUUGCUAAGGAGUUGCAGAACCAAAGUCUUGUUAUAUUUUUUUUAACUAGAACAUGAUGUUCCUAGUGAUGACAGAUCUUGUGGUUAGUUGAUACUUGGUUGCUGAAGUCACUGUGUGCACUCUGCACUAAGCUGUUUAUAGAUGAAGUUUGUGUUGCCGAGUAUGCCCUGGUUUAACAGCAACAGCUCGGAGAAAGAUGUAGCCAUGGUAGAAACCGUGACAUCCAGGGCUUCUCUAGGUCAAGGGAACGGCUUGUUGGGUAUAAAGAUAUGGACAUGGUCCCUCGGUUCUGUUAUUCCAUGGGCUGCAACUUCUGGUGACCGAAAGCAGAAACCCACUACUAUAAACAGAGGGUUAAAAAGACAUGCCGUGUCUCGCAAGUCUUCCAGGUUAAAUAGUGUGAAUACUGUUUAUAGGUUUAGACCCUAUGUGUCCAAGGUUCCUUGGCACACAGGAAUGAGGGCGUUUCUCUCGCAGCUUUUCCCGAGGUACGGGCAUUAUUGUGGACCCAACUGGUCUAGUGGGAAAGAUGGUGGUUCACUGGUAUGGGAUCAGAGGCCUAUUGAUUGGUUAGACCAUUGCUGUUAUUGCCAUGAUAUUGGUUAUGAUACUCAUGAUCAGGCAGAGAUGUUAAAAGCCGACAUGGCGUUUCUUGAGUGUUUGGAAUCAAACAAGCACGUUGUUACAAGGGGAGAUGCGCACGUUGCUUUCUUUUACAAGACAAUGUGCAUAACAGGUCUCAAAAGCAUACUAAUUCCCUACAGAAGCUACCUCGUGAAGAUACAAUAUGGGCAAAAUGUACUUGACUUUGGGUGGAUAAUGAGCAACUUUAGCAAGAGAAGCUGAAUUUUCCAGAAGACUUGAGAGACAAGGAAGCAAAUUGGAGUUGCUCUUCAAUCCCUGUAAGCCUUUUCUCUGCCAAGUUUCAAUUUGUACAUAGAAGUUGUAAAGAGAAGGAAACUGAGGUUUAUGUUGUGUACUAUUAGAUAAAUAUACAUUUAACAUGAAACUGUGAUAACGCCUGUAAGUUGUUUGAACUAAACAUAAACUCUGUGAACUAAAACAAUCAUUUCUCUAGUGAGGAGUUACUGAUAUGA